AAGCUUGCUGAAUUAGAUCCAAUUAAUGCCUGUUUUGCCCGAUAAAUCUCUGUUGGGUUUGGGUAUCAAGCUUCUGUCACACAAAGGCCGCAAGCGCGCGGAUUCCAAACGGUAGGCAACCUGGCAUGGCAUGGAAUGGCAUGACCUUCCGGCGCUUAACCAGGAGCUCCAAGUUCUAGCACAGACCAAAUCAAAUUCAAACCCCCGCGCCUCUCGCUCCGGUUCCCUCUCAAAUCUCUUUGUUCCUCUGUAAAUCUUUCAAUUUUUAUCACUGGUAUUUUUGAUAUAUUACGGGUAACUAUAUUUAAAAUCCAUUCAAACUGACCCAUGUCGGGAAACCGCCAUAAGGCGGUGACCCCACCUCGAAUCUGGUUUUCCGGCUGACCCGGAGCGGUUUACCGGCGUACCCAGAUGGAGAAAGAGCCCCUCCUCCCGUAUCUUAGCCCCAGAAGAAAAGCACCCCCGCCGCCGCCGCCUCUCUGUCCUCUACCGGAGAACAAUGAGGUUUCUGUCCCUAUCUCUCUCACUCCAUCAGAGCUCAAAGAGCGUCUCAUCUUUGGCCCUUCUUCUUCUUCUCCCCAAGAUCCCUCUCCGCUCCUUGCUGAUGUCCUUGCCCAAACCUUAAACUCCCCGCGACCGUCCUCUUCCUCAACACCCAUUUUUCAGGACCCAAAGCAACAUGAACAGCAACCGCAACAGCAGUCGUGGCUAACGGAUCCCAAUAUAUCAUGUAAGAAGGGCAGUCUCCACCGCUCCAAAACUGCGCCGGCCAUGGCCGUAAUCAACGAUUUCAAGCAUCCCUCCAUCCCGAAACCGCAAUUUGCUUCGCAGUCAAUUGUUCGGCAGGCAUGUAUUCUCUUGGUUAUGUAUUUGUCACUUGGUGUGAUAAUUUAUUCAUUCAAUCGGGAAAAUUACUCUGCGAUUGAGACCAACCCAGUAGUUGAUGCAUUGUACUUUUGUAUUGUUACCAUGUGUACAAUUGGGUAUGGUGAUAUAACUCCUAACAGUACGUCCACUAAGCUGUUUUCCAUAUUGUUCGUCUUGGUGGGGUUCGGAUUUGUUGAUAUUUUGCUUAGUGGGAUGGUCAGCUAUGUGCUUGAUUUGCAAGAGAAUUAUCUUCUUAGAAGUGUGAAGGCUGGGAGAGAGCAGGACGCAGCAGGAUCAUAUAUAAUUGAUGUGAAGAAGGGGAGAAUGAGGAUUCGUAUGAAAGUGGCAGUGGCACUGGGGGUUGUGGUUCUUUGUAUUGGAAUUGGUGUGGCUGUUAUGCAUUUUGUGGAGAGCCUUGGGUGGUUGGAUUCAUUUUAUCUUUCAGUCAUGUCGGUUACCACAGUUGGGUAUGGUGAUAGGGCAUUUAAGUCUUUGCCUGGUCGUAUUUUUGCUUCGGUUUGGUUGCUUGUGUCAACGCUUGCAGUUGCUCGAGCAUUUCUUUACUUAGCUGAGGCAAGAGUUGAUAAGCGGCAUCGGACGAUGGCAAAAUGGGUGCUUGGUCAGGAUAUGACUGUUGCUCAGUUUCUUGCUGCUGACAUUGAUAACGAUGGUUUUGUGAGUAAAUCCGAAUAUGUUGUUUACAAGCUUAAGGAGAUGGAGAAGGUGUCGGAGAAAGACAUUUUGCAGAUCUGCCAGAACUUUGAUAGGCUAGAUGUGGGCAACUGUGGAAAGAUUACUCUUGCUGAUCUCAUGGAGAGUCAUCAGUGACUAGGAUUAAGAUUGGAUUCCUUGCAAAAGAACACAAUUGCUGGCACCAUAUUUAUAUUCUUUGAUACCCAUGGUUCAAAUUUUGAUAUGGUGCAACAAGAAUGCAUGAGGGACGGCAUUGGUUUUUUGACAAAAGGUCAGCAUCCAUGUGAUUGGUCCUCGGGCCCUGGGUCCUGACCAUUUGAAAAAUUAGCCACCCUUCUUCAACAGUCAUAGUACUGAUAGGCAUUGCUUUGAUGGACCACCCCUUCAACAGAGUAGUAGUACAGAGCCAUUGGUUUGAUGGAGAAGUGCAGAAAUUGCAUCCUCAAUUCUACUUCGUGGCUUAAAGUAGAUGAUGGGUAAAAGGAUUGAGCUUAUUGGAUUCCCCUGAAAAUGAGCUAUCUGCCAUGAUGAUACAGCUUGCUUCAUUUUAUUCCUGGACAGCUGGGACGACAUUAUGCUCUUUUUGUGUUUUUUAUUUUUAUUUUUUUUUGUUUUCGCUUGUAGAGAUGUGGCUAUGUGUUGAAAGUUAAGAUGGGACAAAAUGCUGAAUUUAUUAUUUUUGUUAAUUUUUCUGUAAAGAUGAGGUUAUAUGUUGACAAUUCAUGAAGAAGGAAAUUCAUAUAUGCAUAUGCUUGAUUUGUUGUUUGGUACA
Molecule: messenger RNA, 2332 nt
Organism: Malania oleifera
Lineage: Eukaryota; Viridiplantae; Streptophyta; Magnoliopsida; Santalales; Ximeniaceae
Product: two-pore potassium channel 3-like
Exons: 2
Coding region: 412-1695 (427 amino acids)
Biological process (GO): stabilization of membrane potential; potassium ion transmembrane transport
Cellular component (GO): plant-type vacuole membrane
Molecular function (GO): potassium ion leak channel activity
Source: RefSeq, a predicted model, not a curated record